CGAGUCUCUGUUGUCCUGGUAACGCGUAAACGGUAAACGGGAAUGGCGAGUUUACUGGGAGAAACUCUGUUUGAGAUCAGUGGACAAGGUCCUGCACCUUUGAAGGACUAUUUCCACUUUGUAAUAACGAAAUCUCAGGUAAUCUGGAGCUGGUGGAAGAUAUCUUUGAGAUCAGACUGCAGGAACACACCACCAGGACAACUAAGAGUUUCACAUGAAGACUUUUUAGAAGAUAGUCGUCUGCAAAAUCAAGUGGCCAUGGUAUUUGGUCAUCACAUCUUGCAGUACUCCAAAAAUUUAUGCCAGGGCCACUAUGAUUAUAUUGUCCGUCUCCCCAGUGCUCUACUUUUCAACAUCAUGGCACAUCUGGACCUUGAAGACAUUUCAGUUGUUUCACGCACCUGCCGUAGGUUUAGAGAGCUUUGUAACUCUGAGGAGUUCUGGGAGCAGACAGUGAGGAAGCAUUGUGACACUGUGACACCAACAGUGGAGGCUUUAGCUGAGGAGGUUGGCUGGAGGACAAUUUUCUUUACCAACAAGCUGCAGCUGCAGAUGCAGAUUAGUCGCCGGAAGCAGAAGGAGAAUCAGCCCUGUGAGGAUAAAAACGAGCCAAGUUCCUCUUCAGUACCUUUGGAGUAAAUGAUUGAAGACUGUUUACAAAGCCUUUUUUUAAAGUCUGAUUAAGACUUUACUUCUCGGAACACAAUUUUUGCUUGCAUUGAAAAUUCACUCUUGCAAACAGUGUGCACACUGACUUUGUUGUUUGUAGAUUUGCUGAAAUCUAAAAGGUUUUUGAGCCAAAGAAUCAGUUCUAGGUGAAAAUACAUAUAUUUAUACUGCAUUUCACAACUUGUAAAACAAACUUAUAAUAGCUUAUUUUCUGGCAUAAUUAUUGCACUCUUUGGGGUUAUUUUAAUACAUAUCCAAAGAUUGAUAUUAUGCCAGCAUGUGUUUUCUCUAUUUUACCAGACAUAACUCCCACAGUUCCAACAGUAAUGUCCUGUGCAGAUGCCAAUUUUUGUGAAAAGUAAACUAAAAUGUAGAAAAAUUUUGAUUAUGUUGUUGCAAGUACAGUCUUUUUUUGUUCGUUAAAACAAUAU
Messenger RNA from Labeo rohita (rohu), 1100 nucleotides. It is a transcript of the gene fbxo36b, whose product is annotated as F-box protein 36b. The record is from RefSeq and is a predicted model, not a curated record. NCBI's taxonomy places the organism in Eukaryota, Metazoa, Chordata, Actinopteri, Cypriniformes, Cyprinidae. The transcript has 4 exons. The coding region runs from base 43 to 639 and encodes 198 amino acids. Gene Ontology annotation, molecular function: protein binding.